AUGAAAAACAGUCAAUUGUAUAUUUUAUGCUUUGGUACAACGUUGACAAGUAUUAAAAAUGAAUAUUUAAAAUGUAAAACAUUAUUUGAUUUCGAAGAAUUAGCUAAGAAAUCAAUGAUGUCACAUCGUUUUUAUUAUUAUGACUACAAAGCUGGUCAAGGACAUACAUAUCAAGCAUGUAGACAUUAUUUCGAUAAACAAUUAAGAAUUAUGCUAAGAGUUUUGAUGGAUGUUAGUGAAAUUUCAUUAAAAACAACUAUAUUUGGAUCGAUAUAUGAAUCACCAAUCCUAAUUGCUACAUCUGCUUGUCAUUGUCUUGCUCGUGUUGGUGGUGAAGUUGCCACAGCUCGUGCUGCAACUGAAACUCAAUGUAUUUUUACUUACAAUUGGACGUUUUCAAAUAUACCAGAAGAAAAAGUUCUACAAACACUCGAAAUCUUAGAACAAAUAGUUCCACAAGCUGAUAAAAAAGGAUAUCGAGCAACCGUUAUUAUAUGUGAUCAGCCACAUGAACGUAUUCGAGAUUUUGUAUUACCAUUAUUUGAAGAAGCAUCAAAGAAUAUUGAUUCAGAAUUAAUGAAGAAUAUGCCAAUACCAAAUUUGAAUAUAACUGUAACAUGGACAAAUAUUGAAUGGUUAAGAAAAUUGACACAAUUACCAAUUAUUUGCAAAGGUAUACUCUCACCAAUUGAUGCAAAAUCAGCAAUUAAAUAUGGAGCAAAUGGAAUUAUUAUCAGCAACCAUGGUGGUCGACUAACUGAUACAGCACCACCCGCUAUUCAAUGUCUGGAAGAUGUCGUCAAUGCUGUUGAUGGACGUGCAGAAGGUAAGUUUGUUUCAAUGACAAUUGAAAAAAAUCUUACAGAUUUUUAAACUGUCUUCUUAAGAUAUCAAAUCUUAGGCAGAAUAAAGUUUUUUAAAACGUCUCGACAUAGUUAAGAUGAGAAAAGUUAUCUAUCUGCUUCCUUUUUAGAAAGCUGUUGAUUUGGUUUAACUCUCUAUAUUGAUAGAGUAGCCCAAGCUUGCUAAAUCUUCUGAUUUGAUCAGGACACUUCUGACCGAAAAUCUCCUCAUUUCAGGAGUUGAUUUUUGUUUUUUUUUAAUAUUUGGCUGUUAGCAAUAUUUUGAAUCAAUAAAAGAAUUCAAAGAAAAAGAGAACUAUUGCAGAGUUUCAAAGAUAUAACAACCAACAAAAACACAUUGCUUUUUACAUCCUUUUACUCAAACUAAAGUCAUUAAUUACAAUUAUAUUAACUAAUCUUAUAUAAAGUAUUUGUUUAAACAGAGAUAGUAAGAAAAUAAUAUUAUAUGUGUAAUGUUUUGACGGACAAGGGUAGCAUUAUUAUUGAAGUAUCAAGCUCAUUAGAUAAAAAUCUUAUGACAAAAACUGAACCGCAAAUCGAUA
Rotaria sordida is the source of this 1405-nucleotide messenger RNA. Lineage: Eukaryota; Metazoa; Rotifera; Eurotatoria; Philodinida; Philodinidae. The record is from the annotation of a GenBank genome assembly.